AUGAUCAGCGUUUCAGAAACCGGGCUUGAAAGUAACAGCAAUAACCACGGUAUGGCUAAAGACUGCGAUGACGAUUUGAAGAACAUAAUGGAAAACAAUAAGAAUUUACGCCAUGAAAUAGAUAUAAAAAUUAAAGAGCUUCAGCGACAACAAGUUCGAUACAAAACUUUUAAACAUGAUCAGAAACUCUUGUCACAAGAAAUUAAGGAAAAACACGAAGCCUUUUUAAUGGCAAAGAAAUCUUAUAAAAAAAAUUUAAAAAUGUAUUAUACUAUCGAAAGUAAAAUUGACAAUAAACAAACAAGUUAUAUUCAAUUCUUUACUGAAGCCAAGAAAGAUUCUGAUAAUUAUAGUGUACGGCUGCUUAAAAAUUUGGAGAGUGGAAAAUAUGAAUUGUUUAGUACAAAUCCGAAAUUGAAGGAUUUUAAAGAGAUACAAAGGAAACUGGAGGAAUCUAAUGACCCACCUGGUGCAUUAUGCUGUAUAAGAGAAUUUUUCUUAGCUGUGAAGUCAUCAAAUAAGGUACAAAUUAAAAAUAAA
Molecule: messenger RNA, 540 nt
Organism: Iphiclides podalirius (scarce swallowtail)
Lineage: Eukaryota; Metazoa; Arthropoda; Insecta; Lepidoptera; Papilionidae
Source: the annotation of a GenBank genome assembly